AUGGAUAACCGGAUAGAGACUAACCUAGAGCCAGUAGACGCGCGUUCUUCAAUAGCACGUGCGCACACCCGCAUGCUAAGGUUCGCGUCGCGUGUCACCGCCGUCGCCCUAAACGCAUCGGUCCUCACCACCCGCGCCGCUCACGGAGCGCCAGUCACCGCGCGCGUCCUCGUCCUUCCGUCGACGACCGCCACCUUCAAUCGGGAUUUCACUUUUUCUUCGACCGCCAUGAUGCCCCCAUCCGCUCCCCGCGCGUCCGUCUCGGUGCCUUUCGCGCGCGCCAUCGGACCCCGCGCGCGUCCCUCUAUCCGCCACCGCACGCCGGUUCGCUCCUCCACGCGAACCUUCGCCGCGUCCGGCGGAGACUACGUCCCGGGCCAGCUUCAGCCUUUCGGCGAUCUCUCCGUCGUCGGCGCCGAGGCAAUCCCCGACGGAUGCCAGAUGCUGGUGCUCUCCGUGUGCGAGGCCGACGCCGAGAAGCUCUCCGCGGACGAUAAGGUCCUCGAGGGGUACGCGCCGGGCCUCGCCGCGGUCGUCAAGGACAUGUGCGACGAGCAGGAGUUCAAGGGCGCCGCGGGCUCCUCCGUCUUCACCCGCGUCGCCGGCUUGCCGUUCAAGCACGUCGGCCUCGUGGGCCUCGGCAAGGCCGACGCCAUCGCGGGAGACGCGUGGAUGUCCCUGGGCAAGGAAGCGACCGCCGCGGCGGCCAAGUCCAAGUGCACCUCGGUCGCCGUCGGCAAGUACUGGAUGGGCGACGAGGAAGCCGCCUUUAGGGGCAAGGCGGAGGGCAUCGCCGCGGGCGCCUUUCUCGGUUCCUUCGAGGAUUCGCGGUUCAAGUCCGACGCCAAGCCCGGGCCACUCAAGACCGUGCACGUGCUCACCCAGCCCGGCGUCGACGUCGCCAGCGAGAUCGCCGCCGGUAAGGCCAAGGCGUCCGGCGUCGCGCUCACGAAGCAGCUCGUCGCGGCGCCGCCGAACGUCGUCACGCCCUCGGCGCUCGCGAGGAUCGCGAACGAAAUCGCCGCUCAGUUUCCGGACACCUGCUCGGUGAAGAUCCUCGAGAAGGAGGAGUGCGAGGCGAUGGGCAUGGGAAGCUACCUCGGCGUCGCCGAGGCGUCCGACGAGCCCCCCAAGUUCAUCCACCUGACCUACAAGGGCGAGGGCGCCAAAAAGACCGUCGCCGUCGUCGGCAAGGGACUCACGUUCGACUCGGGCGGCUACAACAUCAAGGCGGGCGCCGGGUCCAUGAUCGAGAUGAUGAAAUUCGACAUGGGCGGCGCGGGCGCCACGCUGGGCGCCGCUCGCAUCAUCGCGGAGACGGCCCCGGCGGGCGUGGAGGCGCACUUCAUCGUCGCGAGCUGCGAGAACAUGAUCGGCAGCCGCGGCCUCCGACCGGGAGACAUCCUCACCGCGUCCAACGGUAAGACCAUCGAGGUCAACAACACCGACGCGGAAGGCCGUCUGACCCUCGCAGACGCGCUCGUGUACGCCGAGAAGACCGCGGGCGCCACCUCCAUCGUCGAUGUCGCCACCCUGACCGGGGCUUGCAUCGUGGGCCUCGGCCCCGAGGUUGCCGGCGUGUUCACCCCCGACGACGACCUCGCCGCGGAGCUCGAAGCGUCCGCCAAGGAGGCCGGGGAGCUCUUCUGGCGCAUGCCCAUGCAGGAGACGUACUGGAAGUCGUGCGGGAUGACGAGCGAGUACGCGGACAUGAAGAACACGGGCAGCCGCGGCGGCGGCGCCAUCACCGCGGCUCUCUUCUUGAAGCGAUUCAUCGAGAAGGACACGACCAAGUGGGGCCACCUCGACAUCGCCGGACCCGUGUGGGACGAUAAGAAGGGCGGGGCGACCGGGUUCGCCGCGCAGACGCUCGCCGCGUGGGUCGCCAGCCAGGGCAAGUAA
This is a messenger RNA of Micromonas commoda, 1902 nucleotides long. RefSeq lists its product with no specific name. Gene Ontology annotation, cellular component: cytoplasm. Bases 1 to 1902 code for a protein of 633 amino acids. Lineage: Eukaryota; Viridiplantae; Chlorophyta; Mamiellophyceae; Mamiellales; Mamiellaceae. Gene Ontology annotation, molecular function: manganese ion binding; metalloaminopeptidase activity. The record is from RefSeq and is a predicted model, not a curated record. Gene Ontology annotation, biological process: proteolysis. The transcript has a single exon.